UAGAAAAUGAGGCAGCCAUCCGAGCACUACGUCAGCUGUCCUGAGGAAUGACUAAUUCGUUUCUUACACUUCCUAUGUGCAAAUUUGAUUUUUUAUUUUUAUCGCGGGGAAAACACUCCGGCGUUUGAGCAUAGAAGAUGAACAGUGUUCGAAGGGAAGUGGCUGCUUUAUAAUGCUUUUUCUCCGCUGAGGGAGGACUUCACAUUGCCAACCUUUUCAAGAGACCCGCCAGACCAUGAACUAUGUGGGCCAGUUGGCGGGUCAGGUGUUGGUGCAGGUCAAGGAGCUGUACCGAGGCCUGAACCCGGCCACGCUGUCGGGCUGCAUCGACGUCAUCGUCGUGCGCCGGCCCGACGGCUCCCUGCACUGCUCGCCCUUCCACGUCCGCUUCGGCAAGAUGGGCGUCCUCCGCUCCCGGGAGAAAGUGGUCGACAUGGAGAUCAAUGGCGAGCCAGUGGAUCUACACAUGAAGCUCGGCGAUAAUGGAGAGGCUUUCUUUGUCCAAGAAAUGGAAAACAAUCAGGAAGUGGUUCCACUCUACCUGGCCACCUCUCCCAUCCCGUCAGACGGGCUCAUUCUGAUGAGUUCCUCGCUGAUGGGGAAGACCUCCGGGCCUCCCGUGCAGACCCUGGGCUCCACGGGGAGCAGCGGCGAGAUCGGCGGCGCCAUGGCGAUGGUGGUGAAGAAGAGACGAAAGAGGAGGAGGAAAGUCCGGUCAGACAGCCUGAAGCGGGACGAGAGCGCCGACUACUCUGGGGACGAGGACAUGUUCACGAUCGACAUCAGCUCUGAUGAGGAGAUGGAGAGCAACAGGCCUUCUUCCAGGGACGCAGCAGUCGGGCCGACCAACGCUUCUUUCAAGCAAUCUGCCGUCUACACGCGCUCCGACGGCGACUGGAGCCCCCUCCACAGCCCAGGAAACUCCCGUCCCGCUUCUCCCAAAAGUGACUCUGAGCUCAUGAUGAAGUCUUCCGAUGCGGCGGAUCAAGAUUCGGCCAUGCACUGGGCGUGGGGGGAACUGCCGCAGGCUGCCACUCCAUCUUUCCUUUCAAUGAAACCGGAGCGACCGCCAAUUUGUCCCGUGUCCAUCCCGGUUACGGAGAGCACGCACUUCCGAGUGAUCGCCCACGAGGGCUCCUCGGAGCGGCCCCCUCGUGAAAAGGCGUCGCUCCUCGCGGCCGCCGGCGAGGAAGUGCCCGUCGUCGUGGCGAUGGAGACGGACCCUUCGAGGGUGGAGACACUGACGGAUUGCGCGGCGUCCCGCGUGACGUCAGAUGCGGAGGAGACAACGGGCCGCCCGUCGGUUAAGACUGACUCUCCGUCGAAGAAAAAAGACAAAAGGAGCCGUCAUCUCGGCGCUGACGGAGUUUAUUUGGAUGAUCUCACCGAGCUGGAGCCUGAAGUGGCCGCCUUGUAUUUCCCAAAGAGUGACGGACCCGCAGCAGUCAAGAGCGUCUCGGACCCGGGCCUCCGCAGCACCAGCCUUUCCCCUCAGUCGCUGAGCUCCGGGGGAGACAGCGGCGUGGACGGCUUCAGCGACCCGAUGGGCGACCUGCCCUCCAUCGCCAUCUCGCUGUGCGGCGGCCUGACCGACAACAAGGAGAUAGGCAAAGAGCAGUUCCACGCCAAGAUCAUCUCAUACCAGAAGUUUGUUCAGAACCCGUCGGUCAUUGAUGACCCCAACCUGGUGGUGAAAAUUGGCUGCAGGUACUAUAAUUGGAGCACUGCUGCUCCCAUCAUGCUGGCCAUGCAAGCCUUUCAGAAGCCGCUGCCAAAGGCCGCCGUGGAGAACAUCAUGAAGGACAAGAUGCCCAAGAAAGGAGGGAGGUGGUGGUUCUCCUGGAGAGGCCGCAACAGCAAAACGGAUUCCGUCUCAGAACGCAGCGCCAGCGGCUCGGAAGCCGGGACGUUGGCCAGCCGACGUAAAGAAGAGACAUCGUCCAGCGACGAAGAUCACAGGGUGGGCGAGCUGAGCUCCGCCGGCGUCCCAUCGGAGGCCGGGACGCCAACGGGAAGCGUGUCGUACAAGAAGACGCUGCGACUCACCUCGGAGCAGCUGAUGUCACUACAGCUCCAGGAGGGCGCCAACGACGUGGUGUUCAGCGUGACCACCCAGUACCAGGGAACGUGUCGUUGCCAGGGAACCAUCUACCUCUGGAACUGGGAUGACAAGAUCAUCAUUUCCGACAUUGAUGGAACUAUCACAAGGUCGGACACGCUGGGCCACAUCCUGCCCACUUUGGGUAAAGACUGGACCCACCACGGCAUCGCACAGCUCUACCAUAAAGUCAGCCAGAACGGCUACAAGAUCCUGUACUGCUCGGCCCGAGCCAUCGGCAUGGCGGACAUGACGCGGGGCUACCUGCACUGGGUCAACGAGAGGGGCACCAUGCUUCCCGUGGGGCCCGUGUUGCUCAGCCCUAGCAGCUUGUUUUCGGCUCUGCACAGGGAAGUGAUCGAGAAGAAGCCAGAGAAGUUCAAGGUGGAAUGUCUGACUGAUAUCAGGAACCUUUUUUACCCCAACACGCAACCUUUCUAUGCGGCUUUUGGCAACAGGCCCACGGAUGUGUUUUCCUACAAAGAAGUCGGGGUCCCACUGAACAGGAUUUUCACAGUGAACCCCAAAGGGGAGCUGGUGCAGGAACACGCCAAGACCAACAUCUCAUCGUACGUGCGUCUGGGGGAGGUGGUGGACCACGUGUUCCCCCUCAAGAUGCGAGCCUCGUCCUCGGACUUCCCCUGCUCGGACACCUACAGCCACUUCACCUACUGGAGGGAACCGCUCCCCCUGGUGGACCGUCACGGAACCGCACCCGCUCGGACACCGGUGCCUGGGAGCUGACCCCAAGUAGUCGUCACACAGAAUGAACCAGCAGCUCGCUACUGGUACAUUCUCGGACUGGGCGUAGCACCCUCUACCAAACACAACGCACUGAAGUACACUUUGCGACUGAAUAAUUGAAUCAGGCAGCUUAUUGAUUUGAAGUGAACCUUUUUUUUUUCUGUUGCGAUACACUUGGUGCCAAAGAUAUACUUUUAUUUUCUUAUUUUAUAUACAGUGUAUUUAUAUAUAAAUAUACGUAGAGAGAGAGAGAGCAAGAGAGAACUAUUUUGGCAUAGUAGUAGAAAAUGCUACUAGUGCGGUAAACUACUAGUGUGCUUGUUGCUGCCACUGUUAAAAAAAAGACUGGAUAGCGCAUACACAUCGAGCGGUGUGUCGAUUAGUUGAAGUCAGUUGGCCGCCAUCUUGGUACUCCCAAAACGUGUGGCGGACAUGCUUUACAGGUUGAAUCAUGGCGGGGGUUUUCCUCAAAGUUUGCCAUGUAGAAUCAAAACUAGUCGUGUGAGCUUGAGAUUUUCUCAGUUCUGGUAACAUGAAGGAUUUUUAAUUUGACUUGGUAAGCCCAAAAAAAGGCUAAGUGCAAAGGAAAGACAUAGAAUACUGUGACUAGCAAGAAACCUUGCAUAUUACUAGCUAAGGCCUGAUUUCAGUGACAUAUUAACUUUUCCUCAAAUAUGCUGUGAAGCACUAUCAUCAUAACAUAGCAAAAAAAAAAAAAAAAACAUUUUUGUCAUAAAAACAUUCAGUUUUAAGUCAAUCAGUGAGAUAUAUUUUUGGAAAUAAGGACUUGCAAUGGCAAAAUACAUGCCUAACGCAUUGUUAAUUUGUCGUCUCUGCUUGUUUCCUCACAUUUGAAAAUCAAAUUCAAUUUGCAGAGUUCUGUAUUAGGAAGUUCAUCAACAAUUUCACAGGAAAUGUGUUUUCUUGCUUACCCACUGAUGAAGUUUGUGAGAAUAUUUACAUUGCUUUUUCGUCGGCCUAUAAAGAUGAAGCUGAGAUUGAACAGUCAACAACUGUAAAAAAAAAAAAACUUUGUUCACGUGAAUUAAGGUCAUCAGAAAAAAAAAAAACCUUUACAAACAAACUUUAACAGUGUCAAAGUCAAUCUUUCUCAUUUACCUGUGGAAUGUUUUCUCACAGCCACGAAAGUGGCGAUUAACGCACAGGUCGGCAUGGUUGUUUUGGUGGUAUCAAGAUGGCGGAUGGCGACUUCAGUUUUGGUGGCCAAUGAGCCAUCCAGUCUUUUUUUUAGAUCAAUGGUUGUUGCUAGUAGUAGGGUCCAGGAGGCUACUAGUACUGUAUAAUCACACACGACUGCUAGUUGGGUCUGGCUGUGUUAUAGUGCAGCAGUGUAGUUUACUUGUAAGGUACUGUCAGUCAAAAGUGGCACUAGUAGUAGUUAAAGUAGUUAAUCACUAUUACAAAAUGAUAACUUUUCUUUUCCAUCUGAUGGAUCUCGAUGGACUCGCCCCCCCUCCUCUUUGUGGCUACAUGUUCACUUAGCAAUAUGUAUAGCGACACUAUAUUUCACCACAGCUAAUUUUACAAAUGGCACCAGUUAUUUUGUGAAUUAGCCAAAUUGUGAUGUCAUAUCGGGGGCAAAUCAUCUGAAUAUUAUCAAGAUAAUGUGAGGCACAAGAGCUCGUGUUCAGGAAAGAAAUCGAACUACACACUGUGUAUAGAAAGAAAGCUCAGAAAAAUAUGAACAGUUUUGUCCCUUCUUUUGCCAUCACAUGCCUUCUCUUUUAAUAUGCAAAUGUUUUCCUUUCAUUUGAAUGCAUCCACGCAUCACCUCACAUGUGACUGAAGCAGGAAUUAUGAGUGAAAAUUAAUCUGGCAAUGUAAUCAACAGUCACGCCAAACGCGUCACGAAGGGAAUCUGCCAGUAUUUCUUAUAACGGAUGUUUAGCCACGAACCAAAAUAUUUAUCAGACUAUCGCAGUAUCUCUGGUAGCUGAUGUGUAUGUACUGUACUGUGUAUUACGCGCGAAAAUGUGUAUUAUUCUUUCUAUGAAAGAGUUUGAAAUUGGACCCCCGUCUUCUCUGUGUAGACCACCCUUAUUGUUUAAAUUAGUGUCAACGAAGUGCAAUAAAAAUCAUCUUGUCGAGUUUGUUUUGAACAUACUACUGGAGAAGUUGCCUGGGUCAUCCGCAGCAUUUCAUAUGUAAUAAACUAACACAAUACUAAUACAUACUGUAGCAGGUAUGCAGAAACUAUGUGGUACAUUAUAAAGUACUGAAGACUUUUCUACGAUUUGUUUUUUUUAAAGAUGAGUGGUGCCAAGUCAAGGUUUUUAAGAUACGAGGCAUCGUUUGGCCAAUAGUUUUCUAGGCAAGAGUGAUUUGAACACUAACAGUGAAGCAACACAUGCGUACAACAAUAUAACGGGCAUGUAUUAUUUAUCCUUUGUGACGAAUGACUAGUAAUGCUGAGUCGUGACGUCUCCAUGGCAAAAUAUAUCCUGUUAUACCCGUUUUAUACUGGCGCCAGGUGGCCAAGGUGGACACACCAGGAACAGCAAAAUUUACAUUUAAUAAAAGUAAAAUGGGCGAGAAAAGCAAAUUCUUUCUAAUGUAUUCAAAUGUCAAUACUUUAGGUUUUCAUAAGAUACACUAAUAAAGUGCUAUUUUUCCUCACACUUCAAAUAUUUAAUAUUGUGUUUUUUAUUGGGAAGGUGGGUGGCACGGUGGUUCAGCUGGAAAGCGUUGGCGUCAAGGUUUUGAGGUCCUGGGUUCAAUCCCGGUCUCGCCUGUGUAGACUUUGCAUGUCCCCCGUGCCUGUGUGAGUUUCCUCCGAGCACUCCGGUUUCCUCCCCCAUCCCAAAAACAUGCAACAUUAAUUGGACGCUCUAAAUUGCCCCGAGGUGUGAUUGUGAUCGGUUUGUCUCUAUGUGGCCUGCGAUUGGCUGGCAACCAG
This is a messenger RNA of Syngnathoides biaculeatus (alligator pipefish), 5759 nucleotides long. RefSeq names its product lipin 1b (gene lpin1b). The transcript is spliced from 19 exons. Gene Ontology annotation, molecular function: phosphatidate phosphatase activity; transcription coactivator activity. NCBI's taxonomy places the organism in Eukaryota, Metazoa, Chordata, Actinopteri, Syngnathiformes, Syngnathidae. Gene Ontology annotation, biological process: cellular response to insulin stimulus; triglyceride biosynthetic process; positive regulation of transcription by RNA polymerase II. The record is from RefSeq and is a predicted model, not a curated record. The coding region runs from base 236 to 2842 and encodes 868 amino acids. Gene Ontology annotation, cellular component: mitochondrial outer membrane; nucleus.